Molecule: messenger RNA, 980 nt
Organism: Lecanosticta acicola
Lineage: Eukaryota; Fungi; Ascomycota; Dothideomycetes; Mycosphaerellales; Mycosphaerellaceae
Source: the annotation of a GenBank genome assembly
AUGCCUUCUCCGUCGCUGGUGGUACGGUUGCUAAUCGUCUUCUACACAGCGCUGGCCGCGUGCGCAACACAGGAGCCACUUGGCAUCAAUCCCAAAGACCAGCGCGGAUACAAAGUCGGACAGCCUAUCCCAGUGAGCUGUCUGAAUCGAACAAUGUACGACUACCACGCCAUCCACCCGUCCAUCCAAAUUGGCCUACUGAUUAUUUCUCCCACAGCGACACAGGCGAACACAUCACCGACCCGACCUCCGGCCAACUCUCCUACAUCCCAGCCUUCACCUGCAACGAGACCCACCGCCCGCUCGAAUUCUACUUCGGCAUCGAAAAGGAAAUCAACUGCACCAUCGAUUUCAUCGACGAUCCCUUCUUCCACCUACUCGAAUUCUACGUCCACAACGAUGCGCCCCUCACCUGUCGUAUCCCCACCAAACCCUUACCCCCGAGCGUUCUGAAGGAGGAAUACGAACAGGGAACGAAAGAUAUGACGGAAGGACAGGGCAGUCUGUCCGAGAUAUACACGCCGUUGGUGAUUGCUCUCAGCGGGACCUUGCAAUUGAGCCAUCUGCAUGUUUCGAGCAGUCUGAACGUGCUCGUGCAUGCCGUCCCGAAGAGCAUUUCCCCCGGAACGAUUGCUGCGGCGACGGCGUAUUCGAUCUCAAGGGAGCCACCCUCCAGAAUCGUGAUUGGGGAUCCGCUCCCACUGCGAUUCAGCGUGAGAUGGUAUCCGAACACCCAACUUCCGUCGGGCUGGACGGGUAUCGGAGGACACUUGACCUUCAGUACGUUUGUAUACUGUAUGCUUUCGGCGGGAGCGGCGGCGGCGAUUUGUAUUGCGUACUUUCGGGGUGUCGAAUUGCCGAGACGCUUGAAGAGUCAUGGCAAGGAUCGGUUGGGUGGGAUUGAAAGAGGUGGGUUGGGAGGAUACGGGAUCUCGACGAUGAACGGAUAUGGUGGAUAUGGCGUUGGUAAGAGGGACUGA